Molecule: messenger RNA, 3669 nt
Organism: Oryza sativa Japonica Group (Japanese rice)
Lineage: Eukaryota; Viridiplantae; Streptophyta; Magnoliopsida; Poales; Poaceae
Product: LRR receptor-like serine/threonine-protein kinase ER1
Biological process (GO): regulation of cell growth; protein phosphorylation; heat acclimation
Molecular function (GO): protein binding; protein kinase activity; ATP binding
Source: RefSeq, a predicted model, not a curated record
GACAUCUCAGUGUCCAUCGGCCAUCGCCUCCUUUUCUCUCUCCUCUCCUCUCACCAUCUUCUCCUACAGCAAAUCACUCUUCUCUCUCUCUAAAAAACUUCACAAGCCUACUAGCCUACUACUAGGCACGUAGCUAGCCCCUGCCACUCUAUCGCCCAGCACAAGCCAUACAGCUACCCGCUGUCACUGCGCCAGCGGCCGCAGCUGCGCAAAGAGGAGCGCGAGAACCCAAGAAACCAACCAAGAGCUGCGUCCCAUAAAGGCGCGCUGCUUCAAUCCAUCCAUCUUCUGAUCUUCCAUAUACUUCGCUUCCUGUAAAUGUCAUCGCCGCCCCGGCGGUGCCUCGCAGCGGAGCAGCAGUGGCCAUGACGCCGGCGCCGGCGGCCGCCUCCUACCGCGCUCUCGUCGCGCUCCUGCUCGUCGCCGUCGCCGUUGCCGAUGAUGGGUCGACGCUGCUGGAGAUCAAGAAGUCCUUCCGCAAUGUGGACAACGUACUGUACGAUUGGGCCGGCGGCGACUACUGCUCGUGGCGCGGCGUCCUCUGCGACAACGUCACCUUCGCCGUCGCCGCGCUCAACCUAUCCGGGCUCAACCUCGGAGGCGAGAUCUCUCCGGCCGUCGGCAGGUUGAAGGGCAUCGUCUCGAUUGACUUGAAGUCGAAUGGGCUGUCUGGGCAGAUCCCUGAUGAGAUUGGCGAUUGUUCAUCACUAAAAACUCUGGAUUUGUCUUUCAAUAGCUUGGAUGGGGACAUUCCGUUCUCAGUAUCGAAGCUGAAGCACAUUGAGAGCUUGAUAUUGAAGAACAACCAACUGAUCGGAGUGAUCCCAUCAACGCUCUCACAGCUCCCAAAUUUGAAGAUUUUGGACUUGGCACAGAACAAACUGAGUGGAGAGAUACCAAGACUGAUAUAUUGGAACGAGGUUCUUCAAUACUUGGGAUUACGCGGUAAUAAUUUAGAAGGCAGCAUCUCCCCAGAUAUAUGCCAGUUGACUGGGCUUUGGUACUUUGACGUAAAGAACAACAGCUUGACUGGGCCGAUACCAGAAACCAUUGGGAACUGUACAAGUUUUCAGGUCUUGGAUUUGUCUUACAAUAAACUUUCUGGAUCAAUUCCUUUCAACAUUGGUUUCCUACAAGUUGCUACACUAUCUUUGCAAGGGAACAUGUUUACUGGUCCUAUUCCAUCAGUUAUUGGACUUAUGCAGGCUCUCGCUGUACUGGAUCUGAGUUACAACCAAUUGUCUGGUCCUAUUCCAUCGAUACUAGGCAAUUUAACAUACACUGAGAAGCUGUAUAUGCAAGGCAAUAAGUUAACAGGUCCAAUACCACCUGAGCUUGGAAAUAUGUCAACCCUUCAUUACUUAGAACUUAACGAUAAUCAACUUAGCGGGUUCAUUCCUCCAGAGUUCGGAAAGCUAACAGGGUUAUUUGACUUAAACCUUGCAAACAACAACUUUGAAGGUCCAAUCCCUGAUAACAUAAGCUCAUGUGUGAAUCUCAAUAGCUUCAAUGCUUAUGGCAACAGAUUAAAUGGGACCAUUCCUCCUUCAUUGCAUAAACUUGAGAGCAUGACUUAUUUGAAUUUGUCAUCAAAUUUUCUAAGUGGUUCUAUUCCUAUUGAGCUAUCGAGAAUCAACAAUUUGGACACCUUGGAUUUAUCCUGUAACAUGAUUACUGGCCCAAUUCCAUCAACCAUUGGGAGUUUGGAGCAUCUAUUAAGACUUAACUUGAGCAACAAUGGUCUAGUAGGAUUCAUUCCUGCAGAAAUUGGCAACUUGAGGAGUAUCAUGGAGAUUGAUAUGUCCAACAAUCAUCUUGGCGGUUUGAUUCCUCAAGAACUCGGAAUGCUGCAAAAUCUGAUGUUGUUAAAUCUCAAAAACAACAACAUAACUGGGGAUGUCUCUUCACUGAUGAACUGCUUCAGCCUCAAUAUCUUAAAUGUAUCCUAUAAUAAUUUGGCUGGUGUUGUACCUACUGAUAACAACUUCUCACGGUUUUCGCCUGACAGCUUUUUGGGUAAUCCAGGACUUUGUGGAUAUUGGCUUGGUUCUUCGUGCCGUUCAUCUGGCCAUCAACAGAAACCACUAAUCUCAAAGGCUGCAAUACUUGGAAUUGCCGUGGGUGGGCUUGUUAUCCUCCUGAUGAUCUUAGUAGCGGUCUGCAGGCCUCAUAGUCCACCUGUUUUCAAAGAUGUCUCUGUUAGCAAACCAGUGAGCAAUGUUCCCCCCAAGCUGGUUAUCCUUCAUAUGAACCUUUCCCUUCUUGUAUACGAGGAUAUAAUGACGAUGACUGAAAACCUGAGUGAGAAGUACAUCAUUGGGUACGGAGCAUCCAGCACGGUUUAUAAAUGUGUUUCGAAGAACCGCAAACCAGUGGCAGUAAAAAAGCUAUAUGCCCACUAUCCACAGAGCUUCAAGGAAUUUGAAACUGAGCUUGAGACUGUUGGUAGCAUCAAACACCGGAAUCUAGUCAGUCUUCAAGGAUAUUCCCUAUCUCCUGUUGGAAAUCUUCUCUUCUACGAUUACAUGGAAAAUGGAAGCCUCUGGGAUGUUUUGCAUGAAGGUCCAACUAAGAAGAAAAAACUUGAUUGGGAAACUCGUCUACGAAUUGCUCUAGGUGCGGCCCAAGGCCUUGCUUAUCUUCAUCAUGACUGUAGCCCACGGAUAAUACACAGGGAUGUGAAAUCAAAAAAUAUACUCCUUGAUAAAGAUUAUGAGGCACAUCUUACAGACUUUGGCAUUGCUAAGAGUUUGUGUGUUUCAAAAACUCACACGUCCACCUAUGUCAUGGGAACUAUUGGCUAUAUCGAUCCUGAGUAUGCUCGCACCUCCCGUCUCAAUGAAAAGUCUGAUGUCUACAGCUAUGGCAUUGUUCUGCUUGAGCUGCUGACCGGAAAAAAGCCAGUGGACAACGAGUGCAAUCUCCAUCACUUGAUCUUGUCAAAGACGGCUAACAAUGCUGUCAUGGAGACAGUCGACCCGGACAUUGCAGACACUUGCAAGGAUCUUGGUGAGGUCAAGAAGGUGUUCCAGCUGGCGCUCCUUUGCACCAAGAGACAACCAUCGGAUCGGCCGACAAUGCACGAGGUUGUGCGCGUCCUGGACUGCCUAGUUCGUCCCGACCCGCCACCGAAGUCCGCACAGCAGCUGGCCAUGCCGCAGCGGCCUGCUGUCCCGAGCUACAUCAACGAGUAUGUCAGCUUAAGAGGCACCAGCGUGCUCUCCUGCGCCAACUCGUCGUGUACUUCCGAUGCUGAGCUGUUUCUCAAGUUUGGCGAGGUCAUUUCUCAGAACACAGAGUAGAAUAGUCUGCAGAAAUCGUCAUCCGAUCUUGGGAUUCAGGCAAGCAGCUGGUGAAGCUAAUCAAGGUAGUGAAGUGAACUCACGUUUUGUGACUUUGUCCACAUGUUGGGUGCCCAGAAAAUUAACAAGAGAAUUCUCAAGGGUUGUGGCUGGUGUUCUUUACUGUAAAAAAAAUGCGUCCUACUUCUUUCUUCUUCCUUUUUUUUUAUCUCGUUUUUGUCUAACUUAGGAGGUGUCCAUGAAUCUAGUACUAAAUCUCAAGACAGCUUCUUCUGUUCUGUAACAUUUCUGGGAUUGGAAUGCUGGAACUGGUAUUACUAAUAGUCUCUCGGUUUGGACAAAUUCGCAGGGUGGUGUUUCAGUUUCA